AUGGCUUUGAAACUCCACGCCUCUUUCUCUCCGGUCUUUCUGGUGGCCGCCACCGCCCUCCUCCUCUUCGUCCUCCCCUCGGCCUCUGCCAUCCGCGGUGCGGGCGCCCACAGCGGCAACACCAAUCUCUGCGCCCACGCCGACUACCAGGCCCUCUGCAAGGCAGUGGUGAAGAAGGAAGUGCACCCCGCGGCCGCCACUGAGAAGGCGAUCCAGGCCGCCCUCAAGCAGGCCAACAGCGCCAAGUCGCUGGCCGCCAAGCUCGAGGCGGCCAAGAAAGGGGCAGCCCGGGGCGCAUUCGACACUUGCAAUGACAACUUCGACGACGCCAUCAGCAGCCUGCAGACCUCCCUGACCAGCCUCAAGGCCAAGGACAAGGGCACCCUCAGCACCAACCUCUCGGCCGUGAUCUCCGACACGGUGACCUGCGGCGACGGGCUGAGUGAGGGGCCCGCCGGGUUCGGGGCGGACCUCGUCAAGGCUAACCAGCUCCUGCGCCAGCACGCCAGCAACUGCUUGGCGUUGGCAGAGCAGGUUCACUGA
Molecule: messenger RNA, 543 nt
Organism: Malania oleifera
Lineage: Eukaryota; Viridiplantae; Streptophyta; Magnoliopsida; Santalales; Ximeniaceae
Product: pectinesterase inhibitor-like
Exons: 1
Coding region: 1-543 (180 amino acids)
Molecular function (GO): enzyme inhibitor activity
Source: RefSeq, a predicted model, not a curated record